CAUUUUUUAUACUUGUUUUGAAGUUUCCACGUUCGUUCCGACGUAAGAGAUGAAGCAGAGAGAGCUAUGGCUUAACGAUUCUGAUUUGAAUCGGUAGUUGGAUAAGUUACUGAUGGAACUGCCAUUGAUUUUUCGAUCUGGGAACCCAUCUCUGCGCUCACUCUCUUCUGUUGGAUCAGUGUGUAGUUCUGGUUCCAAGUUUUCUGAUUUUCAGGUGAGGAAUACGAAGAGGAGAAGGAGGAGGAGCUUGGAUGGAAUUAGCGUUUCGAGUCCGUGCAUUAGAUCUUCGGUGGAACAGGGAGGGAAAGAGAUUGAAGGAGGAAGAGACGGUGAGAGUGGAGGAAGGUUCGCAGGUCCUGCCAUGGAAGUCACCACAUUCAAUCAGAGCUUUAAUGAUGCUACUACUGACUUCCCUGUUUGGGAGAAAUUGGGUGCUGUUGUGAGGCUUAGCUAUGGAAUUGGUAUAUAUGGUGCAAUGGCUCUAGCAGGAAGAUUCAUAUGCUCAAUUACUGGAAUUGAUUCCUUGGGGGGAUUUCAUCCAUCAUUAGUUGCCGUCAUAGAAGGACUUGGAUAUGCAGCUCCUCCAAUUAUGGCCCUUCUAUUUAUAUUAGAUGAUGAAGUCGUAAAGGUAUCACCUCAUGCUCGUGCUAUCAGAGAUGUGGAGGAUGAGGAGCUAAGGAGCUUCUUCUAUGGAAUGUCGCCAUGGCAGUUUAUACUCAUUGUUACUGCAAGUUCAGUGGGAGAGGAGCUAUUCUACCGCGCUGCCGUUCAGGGAUCAUUGGCUGAUAUAUUUCUAAGAGGAACUGAAUUGAUGAGGGAUGCUCGAGGAAUUGCAGCUCUGGCUGGUGUGCUUCCUCCAUUUGUGCCAUUUGCUCAAGCAUUUUCAGCUGUGAUUACAGCUGCUCUCACUGGAUCACUCUAUUAUGUUGCUGCCUCCCCAAAAGAUCCUACUUAUGUAGUUGCACCGGUUCUACAAUCUCGAUCAGGUCGUGAAGAUCUCAAAAAGCUCUUUGCAGCCUGGUAUGAAAGAAGGCAAAUGAAAAAGAUCUACUCUCCUCUCUUGGAAGGACUUCUGGCCCUUUACCUGGGGUUUGAAUGGAUCCAGACAAAUAACAUUCUAUCUCCCAUGAUAACACACGGCAUAUAUUCUGCGGUUAUACUGGGACAUGGCCUUUGGAAGAUUCAUGACCACCGGCGUCGACUCCGGCAAAGAAUCCAACAGCUUAGAUUAGAGGGAAUAAAAUCAAAUAAGUUAUAGACAGGUGUGGUCAAUUUAAUAAGGAAGCGGAUGUCCCUCUUCAAGUUAAUGGGGCUGCAAGGAGUCUUAGCUUGGAGGAAUUCUGUAUAUUAGUUGGCAGAGCAUAAUUAUUUCAUGAAUUUAUGUAUAUGGAAGAAUAUGUUGUCUAAGGAUACAAUACUAGAUUUAGAUGAAAAUAUUGAUGUGUAUAAACAAAUAGUAUACAAGAA
Molecule: messenger RNA, 1467 nt
Organism: Telopea speciosissima
Lineage: Eukaryota; Viridiplantae; Streptophyta; Magnoliopsida; Proteales; Proteaceae
Exons: 9
Coding region: 113-1258 (381 amino acids)
Biological process (GO): CAAX-box protein processing
Cellular component (GO): membrane
Molecular function (GO): metalloendopeptidase activity
Source: RefSeq, a predicted model, not a curated record